This is a messenger RNA of Kazachstania africana CBS 2517, 891 nucleotides long. RefSeq names its product Ist1p (gene IST1). The record is from RefSeq and is a predicted model, not a curated record. Lineage: Eukaryota; Fungi; Ascomycota; Saccharomycetes; Saccharomycetales; Saccharomycetaceae. The coding region runs from base 1 to 891 and encodes 296 amino acids. The transcript has 2 exons. Gene Ontology annotation, biological process: protein transport.
AUGUCAGUUAGAGCUAAUAACACUUACCAAAUCAAGCUUAAAACAUGUCUCAAAAUGUGUAUUCAGAGGCUGAGAUACGCUCAGGAUAAACAGCAGGCCUUGGCCAAAAAGUAUAGAAGAGAUGUAGCUCAAUUGUUGGUUGAUAGCAAGGAAACUAAGGCUCAUUAUCGUGUGGAAUCACUGAUUAGUGACGAUGUUCAUAUCGAACUAUUAGAAAUCCUAGAAUUGUAUUGUGAAUUGCUACUUGCCAGAAUAAAUAUUCUCGUUAGCAUAAAUGACGAAGCUGAAUUAAUUGCAGAACACACUGAAGAUGGAAUUAAUGAAGCAGUAAGAUGUCUGGUGUUCUCCACACUCUAUGUCAGUGAAAUCAAGGAGCUGAAUCAAUUAAAAGAUUUAUUAGUCCUUAAAUUUGGUAAUGAUUUUGCAAUGGCUAUUGUAAGUGAAAAAAUUGGUGUACCUGAUAAAGUUCAAGUAAAAUGUUCACCACGUAUACCCUCUGAUGAUUUAGUUACCUUAUAUUUGAAGGAGAUUGCUCGUACUUACGAUGCCCCCUAUAGCAAGCUGUCAGACACAGAGAGUGAAGGUGACGAAGAAGAGGAGGAAGAAGAGGAGGAAGAAGAGAUAGAGAACGAGAAGGAUGGUGAUACGAAUGACGGUAAACCUAUCAUUGCUGUUGAUAAUGAUGUAAAGUACGAUACCGAUGAAAAACAUCCAAUUAUUGUUAGAAAACCAAAACAUAAUAGUGAAAAUUUACAAAAUAGUCUAAAAAUACCAAAGGAUAUCAAAAAAGAAGUGAAAGUGAUCCAUCAAAAACAACAGAAACUAACAUCAAAGAAAGAGGAUGAUGAAUUAGAGGAACUGAAAAAAAGAUUUGACGCUUUACGUAGAUGA